This is a messenger RNA of Apaloderma vittatum (bar-tailed trogon), 1416 nucleotides long. RefSeq names its product A kinase (PRKA) anchor protein 5 (gene AKAP5). Gene Ontology annotation, molecular function: molecular adaptor activity; calmodulin binding; adenylate cyclase binding. Bases 1 to 1416 code for a protein of 471 amino acids. The record is from RefSeq and is a predicted model, not a curated record. The transcript has a single exon. Gene Ontology annotation, cellular component: dendrite membrane; dendritic spine; plasma membrane. Gene Ontology annotation, biological process: positive regulation of adenylate cyclase activity. Lineage: Eukaryota; Metazoa; Chordata; Aves; Trogoniformes; Trogonidae.
AUGGUGAAGGCAGCUCAGGAAAUGGAGAACCCGAGGGAGGUAGAGACUCACAGCACAGAGGCAACGUGCUCCCCAUCAGAGGAACGGGCAGAAAAGCCCUCCAUGCUCUGUUUUAAGAAGCGGAAGAAGUCCUGUAAGAAGGGACUGGCCAUGAAGGAUGCGUGCGAAGGAGCCUCAGAGGAGAAAAAACAAUGUGUCAGCACCGACCAAGGGGAGGCAAAAGUUUCUAAUCAAUCACAAUCCUCCAAAGGAGCCUGGGCAACCAUCAAAAACCUUGCAAGACCUCGAAGAAGGCAGAAAUCCUCCUCACGGAAGAAGGUGCCCUCUGAUUCCCAAGUGCAGCUGGAGAUGGAUGCUGAGGAGGGCUGUGCGCAAGACGUCCCGAAGAAACGAGCGAGCUCUGGGGUGAAGAUGCCUUGUGUGCGGUUCUCCAGGGGCAAGAAAAAACCCAGCCUCUCUGAAGCAGUGGAGGAGUCAGAGGGCAGUGUCCAAGCAAACGAAGUGACGGGCAUUUUGAAUAAAGCUAGUGAAGAACUGGAGGAUUUGGCACCUGUGGACAAGUCUGAAUCCUUCAGCCCUGUCACUGCAGAGGAGGACCAGGAAAUGGUGAAGGAAAGUGCCAAGGACAUGGCAAAGGAAAAUGCCAGCUCUGUUGGGAAGAGUGAGCCCUUGACAGAGCCCACACCUGAUGCAAAGGAACAUAUGGAGGGCACCACUCAGUCGGAGAUAACCAAUUCAGAGAUAGUUAAUGAAACAGCCCAGGAAAAACUGCAGGAGGGGAGCCCACCCCAAACCACAGUCCAUGUGGAAAGCGAGGAAGUUGCUCCUGAAGUGCCCAUUUCCAAGGAUCAUCCCAACAGCAGCCCUGAAAACACGGAGCUGCAGGAAAUCCCUAAGACCUGCAAAGAGCUGCCUGAAGGCGAUGAAUCAGAAAAGAGCAUAAAUCUUCCUGAGGAGCACAAAGCCGAAAAGACUGUAAUGGAUUUCAGUCAGUCGGCGUUCAAAGACGAUGCAGCGGACGUGCAGGGCUGCUCCAGCCAUCAGGUGACGUUAGAAGCAAACGUGGGCCCCAGCGUCGGCAUCGUCAUCACCGUCACCGAAGCUGAGGACUCUGACAACACCGACUCUGACCAGGCCUACGAGCCGUCCCCAGUUUUGCACCGAAAUAAGCAAAAAGGGAAUAAAAAGUCAAGUGGGAGCUUUGAUUUUGGUAUAAAAGAAGGCCCCGAGGCUGGUGGUGGCCCCCAGGCAGAGGAGAAAGGUCUGGGCGACCAGGGGCACAGAACUGGGGAGCAGUACGAAUUGCUCCUCAUAGAAACCGCAUCUUCCCUCGUGAAGGCGGCCAUUCAGUCGUCCAUAGAGCAGCUGGUCAACGAAAUGGCCCUGGAACAGAAUAAACACAACAGUUUUCUGUGA